Molecule: messenger RNA, 987 nt
Organism: Lodderomyces jiufengensis
Lineage: Eukaryota; Fungi; Ascomycota; Pichiomycetes; Serinales; Debaryomycetaceae
Exons: 1
Coding region: 1-987 (328 amino acids)
Source: RefSeq, a predicted model, not a curated record
AUGGCAAAAAAUCAACAAAUUAAACAAGACAAUGUAUUGGAACCUACUCAAGUGAAACCAGCAAGUACUAUCGAUGAUAUUGAAGAAGAUGAGGAUGAAGAAGAAGAUGAAGAUUAUGAUCCAACUAAGAAAAAUGAAGAUGAAGAAGAUUUAAUAAGUGAAGAUGAAGAAGAAGAACAACAAGCACCAAAAGUAGAUUAUUCUAAAAUUGAAUCAAAUAUAUCACAAGUUAAAACAAGAUCUCAAAAACUACAUGAAAAAGAAGUUAAGAAAUCAAAAUUUAUUGGUAAAUUUGAGGUUGGAUCGAAUGGAUUAGUUAAAAAUACAAGUUCAAUUGAUAUUGAUUCUAUAUUUGAUGAUUUAAAAGAAAAUAAAAUACGGAAAGAUGAAGAAGAACAAAUUGAUGCACAAAUGUUGGAAGAAUUAAACAGUAAUAAACUACUGAACAACAAAUCCAUUCCCCAACCAGAAACAAAACAAAGUGAAGAAUUAAUAUCAUCAACUGGUAUAAAACAAAUAAAAAUUCAAAUAAAUUAUACAUUUGCAGGCAAAUUAAUAACAGAAUCAAAAUUAGUUGAUGAAAAUUCAGAAGAAGCAAAAGCAUAUUUAAAUUCAACAAAUGAUAUAACUUCAUCAACAAAUCAAUCAAAAUACAGAUCAGAAGUUCCUAUAACCAGAAAAGAUCCAAUAACUCAAAAAAAUAUAAAUCUUCGAAUUAAAUUAAAAAGACCAUCAUUAAUAAAUAAAUUUUUAAAUAUAAAUUCUAAAAAGGGUUUAAAAUUAUCAACUUUAGAAAAAUCAAGAUUAGAUUGGGCUAGUUUUUUAGAUAAACGUAAAAUUGGUGAUGAUUUAAAAAAAUAUAAUCUUGGAUCUGGUUAUUUAGAUAAACAAGAUUUUUUAAAUAGAAUGGAACUGAAAAAAGAUGAAAUUUAUCAAAAGGCUAAAGAUGAUGAUAAAAGAAGGCAAUUUCAAUUACAAGGUAAAUAA